AUGAAGUCCUUGUCCAACGCUGAUCGACGCUCUGUCAAUGCCAAUUACUCGUCGACUGCGCGACCCCGCGUCGCUUCUGGAGAGGAACUCGACCGACGCAGCUCUACCACAGCGUCACAUGCCAGAAAACAGUCAGCACCCAUGCGCGCUACAGGCGCAACCUCAGGCGAGCGUCGUGUAGAGAAGAAGGAAGUGCGCGAACGGGAGACGGAGGUCAGACGGACCAAGAGCCCGUUGAAGCAUGCAAGUGAGAGUAGGGCCCAUGCUCGAAGCCGCUCAGAGAAACAACCGCGAGAUGUCGAGAGGCCAUCACGCAGCGCUGCAUCGCAGAAGUCCAUACCUGAAGAGCCCCAGGCGCCAUGGGAACCGCAGGCUUCUUUGAUACCACAUACGACCGCCCCGCUGGCGACACGCAUCUCGAUACCUCCGCUCGCAUCCACCGCUCCCAUAUCGCUGCAACCUACACCACUCGCAAAACUAUCGCUAGAAGCGCAAGAGAAGGCUAUACUGGAGGAUUUGUUAUUUGUUUUCAUGGGAUUCGAGGGACAAUACAUUCGAUUUGGCGAUGGCUACAACCCCCAUGAAGAGAAGGAACGUUUGGUUGGACCACAAUUCCGCCUAAUGCCUGGCUUGGAUCCUAGUUUGAGGGACCUUACCAAGUCGAUGCUGAAGACCGCCACACACUACAUCGCCGUGGAGACGUGCGUAGAGGUGCUAAGCCAGGAAGAGUACGGUGCGGUGAACCACGCGUUAUGCGCUGCUGUACGACGGCUGCUAAAGGAUUACCUCAUACUUGUCGCCCAGCUUGAGCACCAGCUGCUGACAAAUGACUCCUUCACACUUCACGUCUUGAGCUUGCAUACUAAACAGACGAGUCACAUGCUCUUUCAACUCUACACAACCGGAAUCGAACUACUGAAAGCAAACGGCAUUCUUGAGGACGAAAAAGACGAAGAUUCAGCUGAUGAUGACAGCAAUGACUUUGAAAACAUCCUAGAGUCGCUGCGCGAGGGAGGUAAUGCAACGAAGAAGCUCUGCAAAGGUGGGAGCGUACUAGGACUCAUUACCAAGCGAUUAUCGUCAAUGUCAGGAGAUCCUGCAGCUCGAGCACUACUGACCACACUGUUGCGGGAAGCCAGCAGACCGUAUAUGGCCAUGUUGAAUGAAUGGUUGCACCAUGGUGGCAUCAAAGACCCACACUCCGAAUUCCUGAUCAAAGAGCAGAGAAGCAUCAAGCGAGAAAGGUUAGAUCAAGAUUACACGGAUGAGUACUGGGAGAAGAGAUACACGAUACGCGAUGCCCUAGUGCCUCCCCAGCUUGAAGCCGUCAAAGACAAGGUGCUCCUGGCAGGGAAGUACCUCAACGUGGUUCGGGAGUGUGGAGGCGUCGACGUUAGCAAAGUCGUGCAGGACGCGCCGACUAGCUUCGAUGAUCCACGCUUCCUGGACAACGUCAACUCCUCAUAUGCCUACGCAAACUCCUCCCUCCUUAACCUACUUCUUACGACACAUCAGCUACCGGCACGGUUGCGUUCACUGAAGCACUAUUUCUUCCUCGAUCGCUCCGACUUCUUCACCUACUUCCUCGAAAUGAGUGAACUUGAGCUCAAGAAACCAGCAAAGCAUGUCAACGUCGGUAAGCUGCAAUCAUUGCUUGAUCUCGCCACUCGCCAUGCUGGAUCAGUCGCUGUGGAGGACCCAUAUAAGGAGGAUAUCAAGGUUCAGAUUAAUGAUACCGGACUCACGAAUUGGCUUAUGAAGAUUGUCAAUGUGCAGGGUCUCGACCAGGAUGCUGCUACUGCUACAUUGUCUAAUUACACACCUGCGAACUCGGCGCCUAUCACCGACGAUACCAACAUUACCGGUUACCAAGCGCUGGUGUUUGAUUAUGCGAUGCCAUUCCCGCUGUCGUUAGUCGUCAGCCGAGUUACCCUCACUCGUUACCAACUACUCUUUCGAUAUCUACUCAGCUUGAAACAUCUCGAGACUGAUCUGGCCAAGUGCUGGGGCGAGCAAGGCAAGAACGCUGCUUGGAAGCACCGAUCGAAGAACCCGCGGAUUGAGCAAUGGAAACGCCGGGCUUGGACACUCCGGGCGCGCAUGUUGGUCUUCGUCCAACAACUCACCUAUUAUUGCACGUCAGAGGUCAUUGAGCCAAACUGGGCAUCAUUGAUGUCGAGGAUAAGCGAAGAGAAGCAGGACGCGCGGGGCAAGGCAAGGACAACAGAAGACGAGAGCAGCGGGCCUCAGGUGAAGCGAACUGUAGAUGAAUUGAUGCAGGACCAUGUUGACUUCCUUGCAACUUGCUUGAAGGAAUGCAUGCUUACUAACAGUAAGCUGCUUCGGAUCAACAACAAGAUCAUGUCAACAUGCAGCAUGUUUGCAUCCUUCACCUACUCCCUCUCCCGCUACCUCGUUACUGGUGAUCCCGACCUCGUCGCGCAAGUUAACGCAUCUUUUGCUCCUCCGCCUUCCAAGAACUCCAAACUUCCUGCUGCUACAUUAGUCGCUUCAACACACCGACCCUCGACUCAGUUUGUAUACGAUCCCCAGCGCGUCGACAAGAUGUUUGACAUGCUUGCUAAGUACGAGGAAAACUUCACCCGGCAUCUUAAGAUCUUGCUGGAUACACUGAACUACCUCGCUGCUACUGAGACGGUGGUUUUCUUAAGUCUUUGUGCUAGGUUGACAAGUGCUGGAGAAGGGCUAAGUGGCUUCCAAGUGCCCAUGGGUAUGGAGGGUAUUGCUUAG
Alternaria atra is the source of this 2751-nucleotide messenger RNA. RefSeq lists its product as uncharacterized. Gene Ontology annotation, cellular component: spindle pole; equatorial microtubule organizing center; mitotic spindle pole body. Bases 1 to 2751 code for a protein of 916 amino acids. The transcript is spliced from 2 exons. Gene Ontology annotation, biological process: microtubule nucleation; mitotic cell cycle; meiotic cell cycle. Gene Ontology annotation, molecular function: microtubule minus-end binding; gamma-tubulin binding. NCBI's taxonomy places the organism in Eukaryota, Fungi, Ascomycota, Dothideomycetes, Pleosporales, Pleosporaceae. The record is from RefSeq and is a predicted model, not a curated record.